Molecule: messenger RNA, 1364 nt
Organism: Ipomoea triloba (trilobed morning glory)
Lineage: Eukaryota; Viridiplantae; Streptophyta; Magnoliopsida; Solanales; Convolvulaceae
Product: F-box/FBD/LRR-repeat protein At1g13570-like
Exons: 4
Coding region: 1-1254 (417 amino acids)
Molecular function (GO): protein binding
Source: RefSeq, a predicted model, not a curated record
AUGGCAGGAAAAGACAGAAUUAGUGAACUCCCCGUGAAUAUACUUGACAAUAUUUUGGGACUUUUGCCCAUUCAAGAAGCUGCUAGAACUGCGAUUUUAUCUUCCAGAACCUGGUUUAGUCUGACAAAGCUCAACUUCGGUUGUAAUUUCUUUGAUUACCUAUGUCUUAAAUAUUCCAAUGUUGAAGGUGGGAGGUCGGAAUCUCCUAUUUUUGAUGUAAUCAACAAAAUUCUCAUGCGGCACAAUGGACCUAUUCACAAAAUUGUCUUCGAUUUCUCUGAAGAACUAUUGGAAUUCCCUUUCUUUGAGGAAUUUGAAUUCAAGGAUAGAGUUAAUUUGUUGUCGUACAACUUGAAUCAGUGGUUUCUUCUUCUCACCCAGAAUGGUGUUGAAGAAAUUGUCAUUGUUUGUCAUAUAGAUAAAGACGCAAGAUGCAGGGUGCCGAAUUGCAUAUUUUCUUGCCCAACACUGAAGAGAUUGGAUCUUUAUAAUAACUUGUUCAGAUUAUGUUGUUUAUCUUCCUAUGUAGAGGAUAUCUCAUUUCUCUAUUGCGAUAAGAUAUUUUAUUUUAACAUUGUUGCACCAAAACUUGGUAGUUUGGAAAUCAUCCUGCCCGAGUGUUGUGAUUAUUUCGAAGAAUUUGGUCUUUUGCCGCCUAACUUAGACUUCAGAUCUAUAUCAAGUCUUAAUUUGGAAUGUUCCACUUGUUGCUUUGAGGUGUUUAUUGAAGAACUUAAUAGAGUAGGACAACUGUUUGCACUAAACGUUGAACGCCUCAUGCUAUGUAUAUCAAGUGAUGAUAGCUGUUUGCCAGAUAAUAUAAAUAAUUCUGCAUUCAUACGUCUGCUGCGAGCAUGCCCAAAAUUAUGCGAACUUGAUCUAAGUGAUCAACUUGAUAUAUGUGUUCUAAAGUUUUUAAAGUUAAAUCCAAAGGAUUUUGUGCUUAUGGAAGAACUCAGCAGUGUGGCUCGAACACAGAAAAUGCUUCGCACUUUGAAGUUUACCCAUUUUAAUGGGUUGAGGUCUGAAAUGCAGUGUAUUAAGACUUUCCUUGCUUGCUUUCCCGGAAUUGAGAAGGUUGUCAUCGUUCGAGGUUGGAUUCCCUCCAUCGUUCGAGGUUGGAUUCCCUCUUAUGAAGAAUCCUCUGAUGAAGAAUUUGAAAUUAUGCAGGAACUUCUACGUUUCCCUUGUGCCUCUACAAAAGCAGAAAUUUGUUACAAAUCUAAAUUUUAUGAUGUUUCCUUAGUACGUUAGUUCUGCAUUGUAUAAUGGUUUGUGAGAUUGCUUAUUAGGUUUGAAUGUACUAUGACAACUGUAGUUGGGUUUAAGGUGUAUUAAUUGUUUGCUCCCGGUAUUAUAUUAAG